CCACUGCCAUUUCUCUAUUCAACUGCCUGCCUCUCAUGGAUUCUUCCUGUCUCUCUCGCUCUUUCACUCUCUUGUAUAGUAAGUAACAUAUAAGAAAUAUGAACUAACACAUUGUACAAUGACUUGGCUUUUCAUGUCAUCUUUAUAAUUUGACAUGUACCUUUUAAACAAGAUCAUGGAUACUCUGAGUUAUUUGAUUAGGCUCAGUGCUUCGUUUCAGUGGGAGCAAUGAAGCUCUGUUUUAAACGAGUGCAGCUGUUACCAAGGUGAUGUCAAUUACGUGCAGACAUACUGUAGGAGAGGGAUUUGUUGUCUUUGGGGAUGAAGGGUGGAGGAGUUCUCAAAAUCAUGUUUUUAGCACAGCUUAUUUGCAAAGCAAAUCUGGAGCACUACAUCAAAGUACGAAACAGAUGAAUGAACUACAUUGUAUUUCAGAGGACCUGAUGAGUGGAUAAUCAGUUCAGUUAAGUGUUAUAGUGCUGGGUUGGAGCAAAAGCCUGCUUACUGUAGGUCUCCAGGACAAGGUUUGGUGAAUACUACUACAGUAUAUCUGAGUUGGGGUUUUUCAAAGAAGCAAUGUUGCCCUCUAGUGAAAAUAGUAUUUAAAAGCAUACUGUUCAACAUUUCCUUUUAAGCUGGUUUACUGGCUGUCUGAAAGAUUUGAUGACAUCAGAAAACUAAGGGUUAAGAACAGUGAGUGAACACACACACAUUUUAAGCAGUCAUCCAUCUCCCCACACUAUGCUCUUAAACUCUUUGCUCCCUAUCCCUCGUUUCCAUAUUAAUAGUAUCAAGGGUGUUUGACUGACGCAUGGCUAAUGAUUUCACAAACACAACUUAAAACAUAACGCCUCCGAAUGAUUGUUUAGUGUACCAAACAUUGCAUGAAAACAAGCUAAUGAAACAACAUUGACAUUUUACCACAUUUAUGAUGGGCUUACUACAGCACACAAGCCUUUCCAAAAAAGCUUUCCAGUCGUGCAAUAAGAAAGUGUUUAUGAUUCCUUCAUUAGAUGAGUUAAACUGCAAUAAAAAAGCCAGAGAAGCUCGAUAAUAAAUGCUCCGCUUCAGAAAAAAAACAUUUUUCUUUGAGGUCUGACCAUUUCCAUCUUCAAAUGGUUCUGGCAGUGUGCAUUACAACUUCUGACUCUGCUGCCAAGGUCAUAUAGCCAUCAACAAAAUACAACUUAGCUGCUAAAUGGUGUUGACUGCGUCGCAAAUGGCACCCAUAGCCCUUGGUCAAAAGUAGGAGUGCCCUAUGGGCUCUGGUCAAAAGAAGUACACUAUAUAGGGUGUCGUUUGAGACACAGCCUGUGACUCAGUUUUUCCAGCCCAGUAGAAAGACGUAAUGAGAGACGAUCAGACCAUGAACAGCACAUUAGAACAGGUGUCGUCGGGACUGAUCACGAUUUACAAGCCGUUUGCAUUUGGCGUAACCCAACCCGGGACAGGCCAGGGGCCCCGAACCGGGCCUGUAUCAAUGUGUUGUUUCAAAGCUACCCAUAAAUAACUGUCUUUGUAUGCCUAUCAAUCACAAAUGUACAUUGUUUGAAUCACUCUUUAAAAAGUCUGUCACAAAUGACAGCUCCAAUAAGCCCCCUAUGGUGAACGAUGCUUGUAGAAUCAUGAUUCUGUCAAGUUUUUAGUUCGCUGCUAGAUGGUCCUGCAUUACUGAAUCAAAUUGUUUAUAAUUUUUGUCAUUUUUUGUUGGGGGGGGGUUACAGGUCCAUUAUCCAUUUACAUUUUUAAGUUUAUGAAACAUGUACCCAUAGGGUGCCAAAAAAGGGGAAAAAAAUAUAAAACAGUAAGAAAUACAUACAGAGUUUAAGUAAUAAUACAUUCAGUAGAAAAAGGAAAAGAAAACACAAAAGAAGUGUUAAUAUGAAAUGAAGAAGCGCAUAAUGAAAUGAAGUGAUCAGUAGAUUUUAGGGGAAAUUGUUAUUUCCUUUGAUUGAUCAAUUGCCUGGUCCAGGGGUUCCAUGGAUAAUAAAAAUAGCAAAGGCGAAAUUGGAUCACCUUGUCUGCUGCUUCCAGUGAUUCUGAAUAGAGCAGAGCAGAUAUUGCCUGUUAUAAUUAUGGCUGAUUCAGUCUUAGUACUGAAUGAGCUAAAAAGACCUGAGUCAGUAAAAAAGAGAUGAACUUGGUUGCGGUGCGUGUGCGCGAUGACGUCUGGUCGUAGUACAUUUUUUUAUGUGAUUUCCUCAUUCAAUAGCAUCGACUGUUCUGGGUUUUUAAUAAUAUGUUUUUAUCAAUUAAAUUAGACUAGUAAUGUCAUUUUUUACGACAUAGCCUAGGCAUUUACAAUCUAUCUAGCACCCAAUCCGUCUUUUGCCCCUUUUUGCAUUGGUCUCAAUCUUAUGUAAAAACAUGCAGAAUUCCUGGGCACUGGCACAUUUAAUUCCCAGUGUGUCCCAUGGCCAUGCCAAUGUCAAAAGUGAGUCUGGAGUGGAAUGUGUUAGUGUGACCACUGCAUGGGGAGUAUUGGCAGGCCAUUGAAAGUUCAGACCCAACCUCAUAAUUUACUCUCCAUUAGCUACAAACUGAGACAGAGUCCUCCUCACGUUUCUGGAGAGUAGAGAGGAGAGGGACUCACAAAUAAGUGGGUCGUCAUCGGAUACAAGGGGAACGGGCCCGGCUUGGGAAACAGAAUAGCCACACGUAGCCAUCUGGGAGAAUCGGUCUCUUAGAAGAAAAAGAAGUUGCUUGACCUUUGCAAAAAAGCAAGGGAGUAAAAGGAACAACACCUUAGAUUCUGUUGCCGCCAAUUCCCUGUGAUGGUGCCAUGGCACACGUGACUGUCACAGUCCAAAUCCCCUAUACCCCUUUAUCCAUUAGUGGUAAGUACUGAGGGGCACUCAAAGCUGUUUUAAUCAGGGGAGGGGGGGGGGGCAUAAAGGAAUUCUUUGUCAGUGAGGAACUAAGACAGGAAUGCAAGAGAAUGGGGAGGCAAGGUGACAAGGAGACAAAGAGGAAUCAGUACAGAUGAUGGAGAGAUAUGACAAUGGAAAGAUGACUAAUAACUGAAGGACAGCAGAUUCUACACUAACUCAAUUCAUCUAUAUACUGUAUUUCAUUGCACAGUAUCUGCACAGCAGGGUACAAUGAAUCCCAGCUAACCAUUCUUAACUUUUGUUCUAGACUGUAGGCUACCUUUUAAGAUACCCUCCUCAUGUUUUUAUAUGAAGAACAUUUCACAAAUGCAUGCCUCAAGUUUCCCCUUGUUAACACACACACACCAAUUUAUACUUUGUAUAGUCUAAAGGGUCAUACUGUACUCUCCCCCUUUUCCGUUGUAUGUAUAAUGUCCUACUAUGACAUUCCCUGUCAUCUACAUUCAUCCCGAUCUCCACAUGUUGUUAUAUUUUACACAGUUGUCCGCUCUGUCCUGACUCAACCAGCCUCAGGUACUGUAUCAAUUUCCAUGACCUUGGUAGGAAGCUAUCUCUGCAGGGGAAUCUCAGUAUAACUGUACUGCCAUUGUUCCUAACGGACCUUCACAUGUUUUACUGUGGUCGUUUCUGGUUACCCCACCCUCUCUUAGUCACCCUGUUACAGUAAAACUUCCCUAGGCACUCUGAGGUGAGAGAGCUCCCUUUUGAGGGGAUAGAAAAUGCCCCUCUUGGCAUCCUUUACCUGCUACGCCGGCUUAAAAUGCUGUAUUUGGCUUGUUUUUGGUUGGACAGAAUAUAUAGUAUCUUGUUUAGUUUACUUAAAAUUACAUAAAUUGAUCCGACAUUUUGAUUGACCCCAGGUCAGGAAAGUACACCUUUUGGAUGAAUCCCAGGGCACCACUAACUGCAAAUCAGUUAGUUGGCUUCGGCUUGUUCAGCUCAAACCUCAGCAACACUCCUCUUCUACCUGAAAGAUAGAAAGCUUCAGGUAACCCUAUAAUCCUCUGUGGUGAAGCACUUUUCUUUGAGAAACAGAGGCAAGGGUGUAUGUGAGAGAGUUAGAAGAAGGGAGAAGGAAGUGACCCCCCCCCCCCCCCCCCCCAGCUGCAAAGAGAGACCAGAAGCUAGCGACCCCUAGCUAGUGGCCCCUCAUUACCUAUGGGUAAAUCUGUGGCCCCCCGGAAAGAAGACACCACUCGACAUUUACCGGCAGCCAUCUGAGAGUACGGGAAAGAAGAAAGCCAAAACAUGCAUUGGCUAAGCUAAGCCUCCCCACCUCCCCUCCACCCUUACCCACCUACAGUACACAUCACAAUACAAGCAGUAUACUGAGGGGACAGGUAAAUAAUCUCAGCGGGGGAAAUAAAAGGCCACCUUCCUGAAUAAUGCGUCACACAGCGGUAGGUGCCCCCUCUAUAUAGGUUACCAUUGCAGUCUGUUGUGGUUGUUUGGUUCUGCUGCUGCUGACUACUGGAUGUGUUUCAUGGCAGAGCAACAAACAAACAGAGAAACAGGACAACAGAGAGACAGAGAUUCAUUCAUCCAUCAUGCAAGUCCUUUCCAGUCUGGCGUUGGUUCUGAAGAACAUUUGGACACUCUCCUUCCUCCGGGACCUUCUGUGUGAAUUUGUGGGCACUGCCCUCUUCCUCUUCGCCAGUCUGGCCUCGGUGGUGCUACGGCCCCAGCUUCCAGCCUGGGAUGGUAGCCUCUCCAGUCCCACCAGUGAUCAUCAUCUCCAUGCCUUGUCCUUCGAGUCAGACCCAUCCUCUCUCUCGGACACCCAGCCCCUCUCAGAGUGCCACCCUGACCCCCUGCAUGUGGCCCUGGCGUUUGGGACCUCUGUGGCUGUGGUAUCUGUGUGCCUGGGUCCUGCUACCUCUGGAGGAGGGGUCCACCUGAACCCGGCUGUGACCCUGGCUCUGGCUGCAGGACUGAGGGUGAGCCCCUGGAGAGCUGUCCUCUACGUGGGGGCACAGCUCCUCGGUGCACUCUGUGCCUGUGCCCUCCUCAUGGGAAUGGUGCCUGCCCCGCUCAGAGGGCAUUUGGGGCUGAACGAGGUGAGUCACGUCUGAUUCAUUUUUAUUUGAUUCUAGGUUGUAGUGAAGUAUUGUUUUUCUGUAGUAUUAUAGCUUCCGAAAAUACAUUAUUAGAAAUGUUUUGCCAAAAACGUCUUUGAAUUUUUGUAUGGGCUUAAUUGAUUAUGGGUGUUGUAAACAUUAUCUAUAAAAUGUUUAUUUUUCCAGGUAGCCUUGGGUGUCCACCCAUGCCAAGCCUUCUCAGUGGAGACAGCCAUCACCUUUCAGCUGGUAGUCUGUGUCCUCACUACGUCUCGACCCAAAUCAGCCUUCCACCUCCUGGGUCCUGUAGUGGUUGGCUUGUCUGUCACUUUGGGAAAUCUAGUAGCGGUAAGGAAGAUGACAGAUCCUAUUUAUGUUAGUUUAAAUUCUGUCUGACCACAAUAGAGUUUCUAUGGGUGAUUUGAUGGAUUUUGUCAAUUAAAACAUUUUGUAGAUCUUUACAUUUGUCCUAUGUCUUAUCUUUUGAUUUCAUGCCCCCCUUCCUCUCUUAUUAUCCCUCUCUCUCUUUACCUUCUACCUCUGACCAGAUUGGGUACACUGGCUGUGGGAUGAAUCCUGCUAGGUCUUUUGGUCCAGCUGUGGUCACUUUAAAAUUUCAUAACCAUUGGGUGAGUCUGGCCAAACACAAGUUGACUAUCUCUCAUUGUGCUCCAUGAAAAUUACAAAAGUAUAUUGACGCUAUUUACUAACAUCACACCACAGUGCACACAUACAAAUCUACUUACAAAAAAAGUAUCUCUCUCCUCUGCAGGUGUAUUGGGUGGGGCCGUGUGUGGGGGCGGUACUUGCUGGCCUACUACAUGACCUGGUGCUCCACCCACGUUGGGGUUGCCCUGGCGACUGGUUGGCUGAGUUUAAGGAACUGUUUCCCAAGGAUCCACUUAAACAGCCCACCAUCUUGGAACACACAGUGGAGUAGAGAUGGAGGCAGUUCUCUUACCAUUCUCUGACCAUUGAUCAAAGGUGACCACACACCAUUCUCUGAUAUCUGACCACUCGCCACUGGUGUACACAAGUGGCCGUGCUAGCUGGGUCCAUCGUUGAGUACCACUGAAUGAAGAAACUCAAAAUGUGUACACAUCUACAGUAUUCAUGCACAUCUACAAUGUAGCUAUGAUAAUAUACUCUGCUGUAUUCUCUGGGAGACUGCUCUCUCCUCUCUUUUCCUGACUGUACUGGCUAGUUUCCUUUCUGGCUAGUUCUGCGAUAGAACUGAACAAAGCACUAAUCCACCAUCUCAGGUUCUUCACAAUCAUGUUGUUUGUCAGCUUGACUUCAUUUUGUGCAUCUUUGUACCUCUCCGAGGUGUUGAACCAUCUGUAGAAGCAGAUAAUUUAUAUUCAGACCAAAGCCUAGACAUUUUAAUGAGUGUCCAAGGGGAUUUCAUUCAGGUCAGUUAAAGUACGGGUACAGUUCUUCAACCAGCUGUGUAAUCAUUCACAAUAUGGGACAGAUCACUAUGAUAUGUGUUUUUAUAUACCACAAUCAUGGGGUUUGUCCUGUUAUACAUAAUUCAAUGACAGCUGUAUGACUCAGUAAAAUGUUCUUUAUUAUAGAAUUAAUUCCACAUUUGUUUUUCACUAAAUUGAAACAGAG
Molecule: messenger RNA, 6565 nt
Organism: Coregonus sp. 'balchen'
Lineage: Eukaryota; Metazoa; Chordata; Actinopteri; Salmoniformes; Salmonidae
Source: the annotation of a GenBank genome assembly